Hippoglossus stenolepis (Pacific halibut) is the source of this 1573-nucleotide messenger RNA. RefSeq names its product DUF4554 domain-containing protein (gene top6bl). The coding region runs from base 55 to 1437 and encodes 460 amino acids. The transcript is spliced from 14 exons. The record is from RefSeq and is a predicted model, not a curated record. Gene Ontology annotation, biological process: meiotic DNA double-strand break formation. NCBI's taxonomy places the organism in Eukaryota, Metazoa, Chordata, Actinopteri, Pleuronectiformes, Pleuronectidae.
UGAUUAACCUUCAGUAACACUUUCCCAGUGAUGUCAUGUCAGUAGUUUACUAACAUGUUGAGAGAGAUACAGCAGGUGUUGAGGCUGGUGAAGCUCCUGGGGAAGCAGAGACGACAGCGUGGUGUAAAGACGACAGGGGGACUAGUUGUUCUCCUGUGGACUGAAACUAAAACGUCUGCUCAUAGUUUAAACUGCACAGUUGCAGCUGCUGGUCCCUGGUGCACUGGGAUUAAAAUGAAAGCACUCCAACCUGUUCUCACAGAUUUGAAGGCGAGCAUGUUUCCCUGCUCGUGGCCGUGUCCUGAGCCUGACCCUGAGGAGCUGUCUGCCUUCACUGAUCUGUAUGGUUCCCUCAGAUUACUCCUCUCCUUUCAGAUGAAAGAUGCAAGACUUUUAAGUCCAGAGUGGAAAACUCACAUAGAGACAUUCCUACGCACAUUCAGCUUGGCUAAUGCAGGGAUUAAAAUCCAACUCAAAUUCAAAUUCAACCAGCAGACCCUCGAACCAGAAUUCAGAGUGAAAAUGAAAAGUAGAGUUGCACAGGCAGGAGAGACCUCAUUGAGUUUGGAUGUCACCUGUAACACACAGCCUCCAGAGUGUGUUAAGAAAGGAUGCUGGUGUCAGGGAGGACACCCUGACCCCGGAGACAGGUUGCUGCUCAGUAUCCCACCUCGAGCCAUGGAUCAAGGCCUGUAUGGGGAGCUCAGCGUCCAGCCUGUCACACUCCUUAGCCCCUGUGUGCUGCAGUACCCCAAUCUCGCAACCCAGCUCACUCACAUACAAGUUUUGGUUUACAGCCCCAGUAAUGUUCCUGUUACAGGCCCCUCAAGUUUCUUCCAGAGCCUCCCUGCUCAUCUGGGCUGUGAAGAACUGAGUGUGCACGGCCUCCACUGCUCCUCCUACAAAGAUCUUGUGCUCAGUGGUGGCAUUGUGUAUGAAGUAGAGCAAGAAAACCAGGAGGAAGAAUCGAGUCUUCCCACAAUGCAGCAGGGUCUCCUGCUCUUCCUCUUCCUGCAGCACAGCGACCCCUUCACCUCGCAGCUCUCUGAUGUCAUGGCUACAGAGGCCCUGAUAGAGCACCACCUGGAGGAUAUUCUCAGCAACAACAGACAGGCAGUCACAGCAGCCCUGGAGACUGAGCUAAAGAAAACACUGAAAGCCCAACAGCGCAGGAAAAGGGACCAAGAGAAGCUGCGUUCAGCUGUCAAGGUGAUUCUCACUUCGUCCAUCAGUAUCGUGAGCUCUAGCAGUAACAUGGACUUCAGAAAUGCCUGUCUGAACAGCAUGAAGGUGCGUGACACCCAUGAAUUGUCGGCCUCCCUCUGUGAAUCUUUGUGGAGGGUGACAUCAUGGAAAUUCACACCCAGAGGCCGGUGCUACUCUGCUCAGAUGGAGGAAGAGGAAGAGAGUGAUGGACCCACCAGGACAGAAAUCUGAGACUGUCUGAGUUUGUCAUUAAAAAAAAGAGAUGUGUUGAGUUUGAAGCCUCUGGAAGCAGUUAACACUGGACUGAAUAUUCAUGAUGUUGCAAAUGUGCUGGUGAUACAAUAAAGAAAAAUUAUUUAACCUUUGA